AUGCCCAAAGUUCCUUCGUCCCCGCAAUCCCGGCGCGUGCGCUUCGACCUGCCACUGUCCAGGGAGAACACCAUCUACUCCGAGUCUUCGACAUCGUCCCGUCGGCCAGCCGAUCCCACACCAGACGAGCAGGACCUCCAGGAUGAAGACCUCAUCAAACAUCUCCUGCUGGAUUCUGUAUCCUCAUCCCAAUCCACGGAAGAGACCGACGAGGUUCCUUUCGUGCUGUACAACGUCCCCGGCCCGAUAGGCCUCCAGUUCCUGUACAACACACUCGACUCUCUCAACCUCCUCUCCUACGGCACACCCUCUCCACCUGCACCCACCCCUCCCCCCAAGCCCCCACACUCCGCCCGCCCCAAGCCCUACACCAAGAAACGCCUCUACCCCGUCACCAAAGACCGCUACACCCACCGUACCCCCCGCCGCACCACCACCUCUUUCUACCACACCGAAGCCUACUUCGCAGACGCCGAGUCCGAGUACAUCAUUCCACCCGGUGCCGACGACGAGUCCCCCGUCCGCAUCCGCGUCACUGGCGACUGGAGCAAGGAGCGGCUGGGGAAGCAGAAGGGCGACGAGCUCGUCAUCUACCGCGUGCCGCAGAACGACGUGGUGUUCUUUGGCAUCUCGUCGGCCGGGUAUGGGCUCAAGGGCCACAGCAUCCGUCAGCCGCGGGACGGCGAUGCGGUCACGGUGGUUCGUCAUGGCCAUGUUAGUUGGGACAUGGGGAACAAGGGCGAGAAGUGGUUCCUCAUGGGCAGAGACGAGAGCGUUAUUUCGGAUCUGGUGAUUCGUGCGCGUGUUACCCGUCCGAGCCUGUUCACGAGAGUGAAGAGGGCGCUGUGGGAGGAACCCAAGCGAUACCUCGCUGCGAAUCCCAUCCUACCAAACCCUUUCGCAUAA
Molecule: messenger RNA, 906 nt
Organism: Cyclocybe aegerita
Lineage: Eukaryota; Fungi; Basidiomycota; Agaricomycetes; Agaricales; Hemipholiotaceae
Source: the annotation of a GenBank genome assembly